AUGUGGAUGUUUAUUGCAAUCCUGCUUUUGAUACGAGCACCUGUGAACUCCAAGGAUAUCAUCGGGAAGGAAAAGGAAGUAAAUCCAGAGACAUUCAUGAAUACUAGUCAAAUGAUCUGCUACCAAGGGUACCCGUGCGAGGAAUAUGAAGUUCUGACUCGUGAUGGUUAUUACUUGGCACUGAGCAGAAUCCUUCAUGGGAGAGAAGAUCCUAGGAACAAAGGCCCCAAGCCAGCUGUGUUUCUUCAGCACGGAUUUCUUGUAGAAAGCAGCAACUGGGUGGAAAAUCUGGCUAAAAACAGCCUCGGCUUCAUCCUAGCAGACUCUGGCUAUGACGUCUGGCUAGGAAACAAUCGUGGGACCACCAACUCCCGGAGACACAAGCACCUUUCAGUUGACCAGGAAGAAUUCUGGGAUUUCAGUUUCCAUGAAAUGGCUAUGCAUGACCUCCCAGCAAUGAUCAACUUUGUUCUGUGGAAGACUGGACAGAAGCAAAUAUAUUACAUCGGCCAUUCCCAGGGCUCCUCUAUAGCAUUCAUAGCAUUUUCGUCCAUGCCAGAACUGGCUCAGAAAAUCAGGAUAUUUUUUGCUCUUGCUCCUGUAACAGUAAUUAAGCACGCCAAAAGUCCUGUCACGAAAAUACCAUUCCUCCUUGACAGCCAGUGCAGGACACUUAAGUUUUUUCUUGGCAAAACAGAUGCCUCCUUGAGAAUAAAAAAGUUGCAGAAAAUGCUACCUGAACUGUGCCGCCACUCAUUCUUUCACAAGUUCUGCGCUAGCCUGUUUUUCCUUGUGGGUGGCUGCAAUGAGAAGAAUUUCAAUAUGAGCCGAUUGGAUGUGUAUACAGCCCACUUUCCUGAUGGGACAUCUGUUAAAAAUAUGAUACACUGGGCUCAGGGGGUUAAAUCAGGAAGCUUCAGAGCUUUCGACUACGGCAGUGGUAACCAAGCCAUGUACCACCAGGAGACACCUCCCCCCUACAAGAUUGAGGAGAUGCCUGUGCCGACUGCAGUGUGGUCAGGGGGCGAGGACUGGUUAGCCGACUGGAGGGAUGUCAGCCUUCUCCUGCCCCGCAUCGCCAACCUUGUUUACUACAGGAACAUCGCUGACUGGAACCAUUGGGAUUUCAUCUGGGGCAUGGAUGCUCCUAAGCGCCUCUACCACGAAAUUAUUGAGCUGAUGGAAUUGUUCUAG
Molecule: messenger RNA, 1194 nt
Organism: Tinamus guttatus (white-throated tinamou)
Lineage: Eukaryota; Metazoa; Chordata; Aves; Tinamiformes; Tinamidae
Product: lysosomal acid lipase/cholesteryl ester hydrolase
Molecular function (GO): hydrolase activity, acting on ester bonds
Source: RefSeq, a predicted model, not a curated record